Messenger RNA from Exophiala bonariae, 2490 nucleotides. RefSeq lists its product as uncharacterized. Gene Ontology annotation, molecular function: D-type glycerophospholipase activity. Gene Ontology annotation, cellular component: intracellular membrane-bounded organelle. Gene Ontology annotation, biological process: phospholipid catabolic process; phosphatidic acid biosynthetic process; intracellular signal transduction. The record is from RefSeq and is a predicted model, not a curated record. Lineage: Eukaryota; Fungi; Ascomycota; Eurotiomycetes; Chaetothyriales; Herpotrichiellaceae. The coding region runs from base 1 to 2490 and encodes 829 amino acids. The transcript has 3 exons.
AUGUCGUUCCUCAUCAACAAGGCGUCCGCAGCAGCGCAUAACCUGCAGAAAUCUGCAAACCUCGAUAAUGUCACCAACAAAAUCAAUUUAGGGAGUAUCACAAAUGUCGUCUCAGGCUUAGUCGGCGCCCCAGAUGCAAGCUUGAGACAUCGAUAUAACAGCUCUGCACCUGUCCAAGAAGGCAACAGUGUCAAAUUCCACGUGGAUGGCUGUGCUUACUUCUGGGCAGUUUCUGAAGCUUUAGAGAAGGUCAAGGAGUCGAUCUGGAUACUUGGAUGGUUUCUUUCCCCGGAGGUCUAUUUGAGACGUCCCCCGUCGGAAAAUGAGAAGUAUCGGCUCGAUAGGAUGUUACAGGCCGCGGCUGAACGUGGUGUUAAAGUCAACGUGGUGGUGUUCAGAGAGGUACCACAGUUCAUGUCCUUGUCUUCCCACCAUACCAAGCAUUCUCUAGAAGCCCUACACCCAAACAUCUCCGUUUUCAGAUACCCGGACCAUUAUUCUGGUGUGAAAGGUGCAAUAUCAUCAACUAAAAGCACUCUUCAAAGUGUCGUUGCUGGUGGAGCCGCAGGGCUAGGCAAAAUAUCCGACGAUACUCUACAAAGUAUGUUCGCCAUCGCUGGCGGUCCGACCCUUCUCUGGGCUCAUCACGAGAAAGUUGUGAUAUGUGACAGGAGCUUAGUAUUCAUGGGCGGUAUCGAUCUAUCUUACGGGAGGUGGGACACCAUACAGCAUCCCAUAGCUGAUGCUCAUCCUGGCAAUCUCGACGAGAUUGUAUUCCCAGGCCAAGAUUAUAAUAACGCCCGAGUGAUGGAUUUCAAAAAUCUCGAUAAAUGGGAGCAUAAUAAGCUCAGUCGGUUGACAACUUCGCGAAUGGGAUGGCAAGAUAUCUCAAUCAGUUUUACAGGAUCGGCAGUUUCGGAUGUCUGCAAACAUUUUGUUCAAAGAUGGAAUUUCAUCCACAAGAUGAAAUAUAACACUGGCUUGCCUGCUGAUCAACGCUACGAACCUUUACCGGAGAUCACGACAGACCUUAAUUCGAGUUCAAACCACAACCUCCAAGCACAAGGCAACAUGAAUUGUCAAUUUGUCCGCAGUGUGGCCAAUUGGAGCAGUGCUUUACCCACGGAGCAUAGUGUAUACAACGCCUACAUCGAUAUCAUCGAGAAAAGUGAACAUUUUGUUUACCUAGAGCACCAAUUCUUCAUCACAGCUACAGGGUCCUGGAUUGGUACAGUCUGGAAUAGGGUGGGUGAGGCACUUGUCCAGCGGGUCUUGAAAGCUGCUCGAGAGAAGAAAAAGUACAAGGUGAUUGUGGUCAUGCCUUCGGUACCUGCAUUCCCAGGGGACCUUCAAGCAUUAAUCACAGGACAUCCUCCCCGGGCAAUCAUGAAGCUCCAAUAUAAGUCCAUCAAUCGUGGGGGUUUCAGUAUUCUGGAAAAGAUUAAGAGGGCGGGCGUUGAGCCUGGCGACUACAUUCGUUUCUACAAUUUACGCAAUUACGAUCGUAUCAAUGAGAGCGCUAUCUUGCAAAAGACUGAAAAAGCCAGUGGAGUCGAGUAUACCCAGGCGAGUCAGGACCAUGACGACAUCGUGGAUCCUUUCGGUCUUCGUGCGCAGAAGGAAUUCGGCGAGUUCGAAGGCGACGAGGUAACGCAAAACCAUGAAGCAUAUCAGAAAUAUCAAAAGGUAUCAAGCCAUACCAGCGAUUGGGACACAGUGAGUUCGUGUUAUAUGGCAAAUAAUACGGACAUCAGGAAAGUCCCAUGGCAGGGUGGUGGGUCGAUAGCAGAAAUCGACGCCUUUGUCAGUGAGGAAUUGUAUGUCCACUCGAAGGUAAUGAUUGCCGAUGACCGGGUUGUGGUCAUCGGGUCUGCAAACCUCAAUGACCGUUCGCUCAAAGGCAGCCGCGAUUCUGAAGUUGCCUUGGUGAUCGAAGACCAGACUCCUCUUCAGACUCUAAUGAACGGAAAACCAUACCAAGCUAGCAAAUUCGCAGCCACACUACGACGAUAUCUUUUUCGGAAGCAUUUGGGCCUUCUGCCGCCCCAGGAUAUGCGAAAACCUGACAGUCACUUUUUCCCUGCCCCGGGAACCAAUGAAUACGACUUUGGCUCGCUCUUGGAUGAGGUGGUUGCAGAUCCAUUGCACGAUAUCACACAAAAGCAUUGGAACCAAGUCGCCCACGAUAACACACUUGCAUUUCGUAAGGUUUUUGCUCCGAUGCCGGAUGACACGGCCAAAACUUGGCUGCAAUACCAGACAUUAUUCUGGAAGAGAUUCACUGGACCAGACGGCUUGCAAAUGGCUCAAUGGGGACAUGUUGCUAAGAGCAAUUUUCCAAGUGGAGAGGAAGGUGUCAAACAAGUUAAGGAAGAGUUAGCAAAAAUCAGAGGUAUGCUAGUUGAAAUGCCUCUGGACUUCCUUAUCAAGACGGAUAUCCAAAUUGAGGAUCCAGGAUACAACAUCAUCACCAGACAGGGAUAUGUGUGA